AUGCGCCAGGAGGCGGUGCGCGACCCUGUGACGCAUCGCGAGAAGCCCAUGGUGGCCGUCUACCUGGACGGGCUGGUGCAGGCGGGGCCUUUCCUGGCGGUGCUGGAAUACCUGUACAUGGGGCGGCUGGAGCAACACGGGGCCGACCUGAUGCAGGUGGCGGCCAUCGCUGAGCUGCUGGAGGUCUUUGACCUGCGCAUGAUGGUGGCCAACAUCCUCAACAAGGAGAGCUUCAUGAACGAGGAGAUCAGCAAGGCCUUCCACGUCCGGCGCGCCAACCGGAUCAAGGAGUGCCUGACCAAGGGCACCUUUGCAGGUAGGGGAGGGGGCGGAGGGGGGCGGUCGGGGGGGGGCUCAGCUGGGCAGGAAGGGAGGAGGGGAAGGGGGGCAAGUUUCCGGGGAGGAGCGGCUGGAGAGAAGAGAAUUGCAGGAUUGUGGAGUGGGACCCCAGGGUCAUCCAGUCCAACCCCGACACUGGGAAGUCAUGUGACAGCCACGAAGGGCUGUCGCAGGCAGGGCCGUAUUGAGGUUUGAUGUGGCCCUCAGCUCCUGAAGGUAACGGGGCCCUUUCUAUGUCCAGCUGUCCUUUGUCAACAACAAAUUGUUGCUGAUUUUUGUGUUGAAUAGAUGCUAUAUGGUAAUUUAUGGACCUAAUAAGUAUUUAAAGCUAUUUGCAUAUAACAAAAUAUGUAGUGAUUAUUGAAGUGAAAUACAAUUAUGAACCAGUGAUAUUUUAGGGAGCAGGCUAGCAGGCGGGGCCCAUGACUUACAUCACAGGAGCCGACACAACACAAAACACUGCUGCUGUAUGUAGGUUUUAUUUUAUUUUUUAUCUUCUAUUUUGGAAAUGUACAUCCAGUUUUUUCCCCUUUAAAUUUUUUGGGGGUCCCCAAGAGAGUGGGGCUCUAAGCUAUAGCCUGUUUAGCUUAUACCUAAAUCUGGCGCUGGUCCCAGGGCAGAUGGGGCAGCGAGCCACCGUCGAAGAUCUGAAGCAGUGUCCGAUCAAAUGUUAGGAAGACCCUUUUGAGGAUCAGAGCUGGGUGACUGGGGAACAGACUCCCCGGGGAGAUGGACUUUCCUUCGUUGGAGGUUUCUCAGCCCAGGUUGGGGGACCACCUGCCAGGGGGUUCUUUAGCCGUGACUCCUGCAUCCAGCUCUCUGAGAGGAAGCCCCCCCUGACGGCCCGCUUCCUCUUCCCUGCCAGAUGUCAUCUUUGUGGUCGACGACGGGUUGGUGCCAGCCCACAAGCCCCUUCUCCUGGCCGGCUGCGACUUCAUGGUCGCCAUGUUUGGGAGCACCUUCCGGGAGAGCUGCGCUGCGGAGGUGAGGAGUGGGGGGCAGCGGGGGGGGGGCCUGGAAAGGGGGCCCCUCUUGGGGUGGGAGUUUGAGCCUUCAGGGAUGUCGCUGGCUGGGCAUCCUUGGGGUGGGGGAUUUCGGAGGCCAUUUUUUGGUAUUUUAUUAUCAGCCCUGCUGGCUGAUAACCAGUGAGACACAGCACACAAAGAGGAAGGAGCAGGGAGGGAAGAGGAAAACCACAACUUCUAAACAGCUUGUUUAUUUUAUCUCUGGAAACUUACAUGCUGCUUGAUUUGGGGGGGGGGAAGGAUAAGUGUUUUACAAUAAGCUUAAAACAAUAAAAUUAUCACUAAAAGAUUGACGGCCAUAAAUAUGCAGACAGUUAAAACCAGACUAGAAUAGACAGAAACCAACUGAAACUCUUGCAAACUUUCUAAGCAUCUGGGUAGGCUGGUCUGAAUAAGCCGAAAGCAAAGCCUGAUAUCAACAGGCCGGGAGCCUCCAGAGAGUUUGUGUUGCCACACUAACUGUUCUCCCAGAUGCGGUGGGGAUAUUGUGUGGCACCUGUACAAGUGCCAGUCCCACAGAUCUAAGUGGACAGAUGUGGGGAAAGGCGAUCUCCCUGGUCCCAGGCUUCCUUUAUAUGCUAAGAUUAACACUUUGAACUUGGCCGGGAAGCCGAUUGGCAAGGCGGGCAGAUCUCUGUGCACAGGUGCCCCACAGUGCCCUGGCGUGGCUCCAGCCAGCAAUUGCUCUGCAGCAGCCUGCCCAGACUGCGGCUUCCAGAUCCAGCCCACACGGAGCGCCUUGUGCCCCGAAUGACCAGCUGCCACGGUUCUGGGGGCAGGAAGAGCCAGAGAAAGCUGCCCUCUUGCACCUGAGCAGAUGCAGUGAGCUCUGUCUCUCGGCUCUCCUGUGGCUGGAAUGGCUAAAGGUUGGGGGGGCACCUUCCGGAAGGUGCAAGUCUUGCCCUGUCGCCUUGCCAGAGCUAGCCCCACGCAGGUGCCUGAAAGCCAGGGUGUGAAUGCACUUCUGUGGCCUGAGCUGGUGCAAAACUCCCUCCUUUUGGUGCCUUGUGUUUCCUGGGGCAGCUGGAGUCACUGCACAUGAAAAUACCGUAUUUUUCGCCCCAUAAGAUGCACCUGACCAUAAGACGCACCUAGUUUUUAGAGGAGGAAAACAAGGAAAAAAAAUUCUGAACGAAACAGUGGAUGUAUGAUUUUUGUGGUUCCUGCUGUGGCCACAGACAUGUGAUCUGACGGUGACUUUGGGGUGACCCAAUGCAAAAAUCCAUGUGGAUCCGUGCUUUGUUUUUGCGCCAUUGCGGCCCCACAAAACAGUGGGUGCGUGAUUUUUUGGGUGCAGGCUGUAGCCCUGGACAUGCUAUGUGAUCUGAUGGUGAAUUUGGGGUGACCCAGUGCAAAAAUCCUGAGGAUGCAAGGGCUUUUACCUCCCCCCUCCCAGGCAGCCUCCUUUAUCUCUAGCAUCCCUUUUCUCUCUCCCCGAUUGGCAAACGAUCAGCAGCUUUGUUUCAACACCCACUUUCCUCUUUCCAAAAAAAAAAAAAAAAAGCACGAUCUGUUUUUCUCCCCUGGGCAAUUCGGCUCCAGGGACCACACAUUCACUCCAUAAGACGCACAGACAUUUCCCCUUAAUUUUCAGGAAGAAAAAAGUGCGUCUCAUGGAGCGAAAAACACGGUAUAUCUUUUCUUGCCACUGGCAUCGUGUGAAGCCCUGGGCUGGGGGUGGCUGUCCUGGCAGCUGAGCCAAGAGGCCUGGCAGGUCAACGGCAUGGGCUGCUGACGUGGGUCAGGCUUCCGACCAAGUGUGCGCCCAUUGCCAGGCACCCGCCUUCUCUCUGCAUGGCAAAGGUGGUGUUGGUGGGGCGAGUCCUGACCCCCACCCCGUGCUCUGAGACCCUCAAGCUGAGCCCAGGCUUCUUUCCCUCCCGCGCCCGACCCCUUUGGCAGCAGGAAAACCAGCUGGCUGCUGGAAUGUGCUCCCCCAGCCAGGAGCUGCCAGGGCCAGAGAUAAAUCGGGCAUCACGAAAAGAAAGGGUCACGGGGCUCACGAGGGGCUGGGGUGGCAGCCAAGGCUCUUCUGGCGCCACCCUGGCCUCCCCCCGGCCUGCCCAAAUUGGUCUUGCUUCCGUCUUGUCUGGGCUUCUGAGGCUCUUUUGUUCCCCUUUGGGGAGGGGGGGUUCAGCCUCUCUCCCCGGCUAACUAAAGUAGCAAGGCAAGUGCCUCUGAGCAUGUGCAGAGGGUGCUCUUUCUGGGUUGCUGGCGGAAGCAGCUUCCGUCCUUCCAGAAAGAAAUCUCCCAAGUCCAAGGAGGAGCUGGAGGGCCGGGUGGGGAGGUUUGGAGGGGGCGACUGGGGGGCAGCGAGGAAAAGCGUUGGGUUGGUGGGGGUUGCGUGACUUUGCCCAGGAGCCCCCAGGACUGGGGACAAGAGGAGAGCAGAGGAGUCAUUAUUUUUAUUUCCUGAAGUUUAUGCACCGCCUGAUUGUAAAACGAAACGGAAAAGCAAACCUCAAAGCGGUUUGCAAAAAAGGUGCAACAAUAAAGUGAGGCUUUUGCAAAGCUAAAUUAGCGACAGGCGAAAAGCGUGACAUCUCACAGGGACUCUCUCUCGGCCUCUGGGCAGGCUUGUCUUCCAAACCAGAAUGUUUGGCCCUGGAGGCACCUGCUUGAUCUCAAGUGGCAAGGAGUUCCGGGUGCCACCCGUCCAGUUCUUAUAAAUGCAGAGCUGGUCUUGCAUGGCGAAGGCGCCUGCUUGAGAUCUAUGGGCAGAAGGCCCAAAGCCGGAGGGUAGGGGGCCAGGCGAAGGCAGCUCCUCCAGAGACCCUUCUGCCCCCCCCCCCCAGGUCGCCUUGCCGGGCACCAACUGCGCCUGCCUGCGGGCCGUGCUGGAGUUCCUCUACACGGGCCUCUUUGUCCCCACGCCAGACCUGGACGCCAUGGAGCUGCUGGUGUUGACCAACCGCCUUUGCCUGACCCGCCUGCAGGCCCUGACCGGUGAGUCCUUGGCUGGGCUGGACCCGGAUGUGGGGGGGGGAGGAGGAGGGGCUCCCCCCCCCCCGCUCACCCAUCUGGCCGCUGCUGCCUCCUGCCUGGAGGCCGCUUAUGUAAGCUGCCGAUAAGAUAAUGAGGCUGUUGGUUGGGGACGCAGCGUCCCUGGGAUCAAUGAGUCCCCGAGCCUGGAUGGCUGGCCAGCAGCGGGAGGGUGGGGGACCAUUAACCUCUCGGGAAGCAGCACUGGGGGUGGGGAAGAGAGGAAAUGGAAGCAGGGGCCUCUUUCUUGCUUGCCCUGUCUGGGUUCUGGCAAGCGGCAGUGGAGCUCCUGAGCACACACAGAGUGCAUUCCUGGGGCAGCAGGGAAGAGAGGAGUGCAGGGACUUUUUCACGGGGAUAAUGUGCUCUCUUUUGACCCCUGGGUGGGUUCUGGGGAGCGGCAGUGGGGCCCCUGAGCGCACACAGAGUGCAUUCCUGGGUUUUCUCGGGGGUGAGGAUGCCCCUCCCAGUCUGAGGCCCUUUCCUGGUCUUCUCCCCAGAGCAGUACGCAGUGGAUGAACUGGUCCAUGCCAGCCUGCAGAAGGUGGAGAUUGAUGCCCAGGUCAUCCUCUACCUGGAGAUGACGCAGGUAUUCAUCGGCCCCACAGGCUCCCUCGCUAAUUAUUGUUGCUGUUGUUGUUGUUGUUGUUAUUGAACUAAUUAAACAAAUGAAUACAACAGAAUUAACAGAACUCUCCCCCUGGGGGGGAAAACAGCGCAAUGUUAGGCUGGAAAAGUUCUUGAGGCCAUUAGGAAAAAUCAAAUGUCAUGUUGUGUUACGGAGGCAGAAUCCUGUCUCCGUAUUUGAAACCCCAGAAGUGUAGAAUUGGAAGGGACCCGAAAGAGAUCGCAGCUGUUAGCUGCAAAGAAGAUAAAUUCAACCAAAGGAGAUGCAGAAUUUUUGCAGGGUCCUCCGAGCCGUUCGCAACACACAAUUUAUGAGAUUUUUUUUCAACUCUGCAUGUUUUUUAAAUAACAGAUUGGAAGUUGCCAAUCCGCUUGGGGGGGGGGGGCAGCUGAGGUUCUGCCAGCUCCCAGCGUCCCUGUCUGGAGAGCGGAAGCCUUUUAGCGGACGCAGCUGCAGUGAAGAUGGAACGAGACCCAGCCUUUGCGGGGUGGAGCCCUGGGGGUGGGUGUCUGAGGCGUUCCCAAAGUAAAGGAAGGAUUGGACUCUGAUAAUAAGAAUACACACAGAGGCUUGAACCAGCAAGACUCUGGGAGGAGUGCGUAUAAUAAUAAUUCCUGUCCACCCUCCGGCCAAGGUCGUUUUAUUCACAAAAUCUGAUUGGUUCUUAUGAACACUUUACACAGUGUUCGUAAGAACCAAUCAGAUUUCCUCUGAGCAUUUCAAAAAACCCCACAUGGGGACAAAGUUAAAGUUAAAACUACAAAAAGCUAAUUUCCUACUUGAGCAUGCAUAUGCAAUUCAGGAAGCAAAGAGGAAUGCUUUUAGGAAGGUCAUAAACAGGAGUAAACAGGAGAGGGCGGAAGGAUGGCAAGGAAAGAGUAUUCACCAUCUCCUUGUGAACUCUCUUCAUGGCCCCUAAGAUCUGUCUAAAGAUUAAACUACAUCAAGGUAACCGACUAUCUUUAUGUACUGAGGAUGCCUGAGGAAGCAACUGGCAGCUGGGCUGUGUACGUGUCAAGCAAGAGAAAUAGGACAGGGAUGCAGAGGCGUGGAUUGAUCAGAAAUCUCAUCAAAAUGGCUCAAACCCAGUCAUCGCAAGGCUUCCAUUGCUGACACAAAUGGCUUCCUCCAUAUUUUUUCUAAUUCCUCAUAGCAAUCCCACCUGAUCACUACAGGUGUCUGCCCUGGGGGGCUUCUAGAUUCUGCCCCUGGGAACAUGGGGUGUCUGAAGUUGCUCCCCCCCAGAUGUAUUUGCUGCCAGGACUGGGCCUUCUGCAUUCACGGCACUGCCACUGAGCAAACCUCUCUCCCCCCGGCAUGGUGAAUUUUGUGGCUUGGAGUCAUUCUCAAAAUCAAGAUAGUGGACGGAUCAAGGGAAGGCACAGAUCCGCGCUCUCCUUCCUCGGUCGGAACACUGUGUCCGGUUCUGGGCACCGCAAUUUAAGAAGGAAAUAAAUUACACAGAGCUCAGUUGGUUGGAGUCUUCUGCUCCAAGGCUGUGGGUUCUAUCCCCAUAUGGGGCAGAGUCCUGCCUUCCAAGGGGGUUGGGCCAGAUGACCCCCAGAGUCGCUUCAGGGAUCUUUGGAGAUGGGGUGGGGGCCGUGCAUGUGCUUUUGUGCCCCUCACCGUUGCCCCCCUCCUCCCCCCGCAGUUCCACAACGCCCGCCAGCUGGCUGCCUGGUGCCUUCACUAUCUCUGCACCAACUACAACAGCGUCUGCCGCCGCUUCCCCCGCGAGAUGAAGUGCAUGUCUCCAGGUAGGGCCCCUGGGCACGGGGGAACCGCUGCCUGGGGGGCGGCACAGCUCCUCUGCCUGGGGGGCGGCCCUCUGCCCAAGGAGGCAGGAGUUGUGGUUCCUGCAUUGCAAGGGGGGGGCACUAGACGAGGGAAGGUGGAGCUGGGACUGCCCUUCUGGGGGGUGUUGAAUUGCGGAGGUGGCGGGGUCUGUGUUGGAUGCCCCUGUUGGGAUGCUGCCAGGGAGACUGGGGCAUCAGGCAAGGCCCCCAGCUGGCUCCAGCCACCGGCCGGCAGCCGGACGAUCACCUGUCUCCCUUGGAAGAGCAUCAAUCGGUGACAUGAGCCUCAGAUAUGUUUAGAGAUCUGUGCACACUCUAUCAGCAGAGUGUGUAAACCUUCUCACAGCAGAAGAGGCAGACAGAGCCGUGUAUUUUAUAGCAUUUCCCCCCCCCAAUUUUUUUUUAUUGGUUUUCACAAUAUUAUAAACAAACAAACACACAAGACAAACAAACAAAACAAACGUAAAUCAUAGCCUUAUUGAAAAUUACAGUUACAGUGGUGCCCCGCAAGACGAAUGCCUCGCAAGACGAAAAACCCGCUAGACGAAAAGGUUUUCUGUUUUUCGAUGCGCUUCGCAGGACGAAUUUCCCUAUGGGCUUGCUUCGCAAGACGAAAACGUCUUGCGAGACUUGUGAUUUUUUCCGCUCCCCCCCCCUUUUUCUAAGCCGCUAAGCCUCUAAUAGCCUUUUAGCCGCUAAGCCUUUAAUAGCCGCUAAACCGCUAAUAGCGCUAAGCCGCUAAGCCGCUCAUAGGGUUGCUUCGCAAGACGAAAAAACCUAUUUUCGUCUUGCGAGGCACCACUGUAUUAACUUUGUUAAGUGACUUCCUCGCUUCCCCUUGGUUGAAUUUGUUUGCAUGUCCUUUUAACGGUUUUCCAAAUCCCAAUUUUUAUGAAAUUUAACUUAAACUUUAACAUCCUUAAAUCUUCACCUUAUAGAAUUAAACAUAUUAAUUCAUCACUUAACAUAAAUAAAAUCCUAAGCCCGUUAAGUAUCUGCAAGCUAAGUAAUCAUUAAAUUUAUUCCAUUCUUCCUGAUACUCCUCCUCCUUCUGGUCGCGGACUCUUCCGGUAAGGUCGGCUAGCUCCGAAAAAUCCAUCAUCUUCAUCUGCCAUUCUUCUAUUGUUAGUAAUUCUUGGGUUUUCCACUUUUUAGCUAACAAAAUACGAGCAGCAGCUGUGGCAUACAAAAAUAAUUCUGUAUUUUACAGCAUUUUAUUCAGCAGCAGGUACAAAGGGGAAAACAUGUCUGCUUCCCUUUGUCUCCAGCAAAACAGCAGCAAUGCAAAAACAAUAUACAAAACGGAAGUUUCCAGCAGACUGUGCUGGAAAUGUAAACAGGCAUGUGACACACAAGAGUCCUGCCUGUACCCUUUUAAGGUGGAACGGAACUCUAUCCUAACAGCCCCAUCUCCCUGUCUCCCCCCCCCCCCCAGAGAACCAGGCCCACUUUGAGCGCCACCGCUGGCCCCCGAUCUGGUACCUGAAGGAGGAGGACCGCUACCUGCGCCUGCAGAGAGAGCGCCAGCUGGAGGAGGAGAUGCUUCAGAAACAGCACCCGCGGCGCAAGUGGUGCUUCUGGCGCCCCCAGCACACCAGCCCCGUCUCCUGA
This is a messenger RNA of Podarcis lilfordi (Lilford's wall lizard), 8381 nucleotides long. The record is from the annotation of a GenBank genome assembly. NCBI's taxonomy places the organism in Eukaryota, Metazoa, Chordata, Lepidosauria, Squamata, Lacertidae.